Closterium sp. NIES-65 is the source of this 2271-nucleotide messenger RNA. NCBI's taxonomy places the organism in Eukaryota, Viridiplantae, Streptophyta, Zygnematophyceae, Desmidiales, Closteriaceae. The record is from the annotation of a GenBank genome assembly.
AUGAACCUCCAUAUCAGUCCCUCAAACUCUCUCCACUCAACCCCGCUCAACUCUUCUCAACCCCUCAUUGCCUCUCUUGCAGCUGCAAAAAUCUCCCUGUGCCACAAGCUGGGAGCCAACCAGCUGGUUGGCAGUGUGCCGAUGUCGCUCUUACAGCUGCCCGAAUUCCUGCACCUCGAUCUCAGCAACAACAACCUCACAGGGCCGUUUCCUUUCAACGCUACUUCAGCAUCGAUAUCAAGUAAGCAGUUCUCGCUCUACUCUUUCUCCCUUGUCUCUCCCUAUCUCUCCCUCCUGUAUCUCUCGUUCCCCUAUCUUCUCCCCCCUUCUCUCCUCCCCACUCCUCGCUCCUCCCCUCUUCUUUCCUUCCUCCCUUCGCUCCUCUCUCUCCCUUUUAUGCCGUCCAAAAAAUCCAUCGAGGGCAACAACUACCUCUGCCACCCAGACAGGGCCUUCAGCCUUCCUGCCUGCUCGGGCAAUGGCCUUCCAAUCACCUCCCUCUCUCCCUCCUCCCCCUACUCCUCCUCCUCCUCCCCCCCUCCUCCCUCCGACUCCUCCUCCGACCCUGCCAUGAGUACUGUGGCGCUGGUUUUCCUCGUUUUGGGCAUAAUCCUGGGCAUCUGUAUAGUCGCAGCGGCGACGUUUGUCCUGUGGCGCUGGCAGAAAAUGCAGCGGGCCCGGCGGGCAGCAGAGGCGUAUACUGGGGGGGAUCAGUCUUUAUCUGCAGAAACACCUGCAGGAAUGCCAGUAGCAGGUGCAGCAUUAGCAGCUGCACCAGCAGCACCGGCAGCAGCAGCUGCAGCAGCGGCAGCAGCAGCAGCAGCACCUGCAGCAGCAGCUGUCGACUCGAUGAUCCUCUUUGUCUCUCCAGGCUCCCACGUGCGGCGCUUCUCCCUCGCAGACCUCGCAGCAGCAACCGCCAACUUCCACCCCUCCCACAUUAUUGGCUCGGGCGGGUUCGGACCCGUGUUCAAAGGUAUUCUCCCUGAUGGGAGAAUGGUGGCGGCUAAGAAGCGCGACGAGGACUCGUUACAAGGCGAGAAGGAGUUUUAUAACGAGGUGGACCUGCUGUCGCGCGCCCGCCACCCAAAUCUCGUGGAUUUGAUUGGAUUCUGCCGGGAGAGCGGGCAGCAGGUGCUGGUGUACGAGUUCAUGCCGCAUGGGACCGUGCGGGAUCAUUUAUAUGACUCCAUUGGGAAUCCGUUGGGGCACCUGCGCUGGCUGCAACGGCUUCAUAUUGCUCUCAACGCUGCCAGAGGUGCGUGGGAGUCCUUAGUGUGGCUGCAACGGCUGCACAUCGCCCUCAACGCUGCCAGAGGAAUCGAGUACCUGCACACAGGCAUGACCCCCCCCAUCAUCCACCGGGACAUCAAGACCAGCAACAUUCUUCUUGAUGCCAACCUGAGAGCCCACGUGGCUGACUUUGGACUGUCCAGGGAGGGCUCUGUGAGCCGCACGCAUGUGUCAACAAAUGUCAAGGGCACAGCAGGCUACCUGGACCCCGAGUACUACACGGUGCAGCAGCUGACCGACCGCAGUGACGUGUUCAGCUUUGGAGUCGUGCUGCUGGAGUUGAUUUCCGGUCGCCAGCCGAUCGACCUGAACCGGCCAAGAGACGACUGGAGCAUUAUUGACUGGGUGCGGUCGCGGCUGCAGCAAGGGCAAAUAGAAGCUAUUAUAGACCCGACCCUCUCCCCCUCCGAAUUCGACAUUGAGGUCAUGUGGCGCGUGGCAGAGGUGGGCGUGGUGUGCGUCGAGCCGAAAAGCUUCAACCGCCCGAGCAUUUCAGACGUUUGCUUCGAGUUAAACCACGCCAUCCAGCUUGAGGCGGCGGCUGGCCACCCGCCGCCCGGUUUGGGCCACUCGAAUAUCACGUUUGCGAGCAGCGGGGAGGGGAGCAGCAGCAGCGGAUUGGGGGGAAGUCAGGGGUUGAUGAGUGCAGGGGAUGGGAGCAGCAGCGGGACCGGGAGUGGGAGUGGGGGGGUGGGAGGAGGGAAUGGGAGCAGUAAUGCGGCCAUACCUGUGUCAUAUCAACCUGGGGCGAUGGAAGGAGGAGGGGUGGGUUCUGCUGCUGCUGCUAUUGUUGUCAUUCCUGGCACGGAUGCAAGCGCAAAUGCCCCCAGCCUUCCUCCACCUGCCUUCACCACAGCAGCAGCACCAGCAGGGUCACGGUCUUACACUCGGUUCAGUGUAUUCUCUCUGACUGCUUGUGAGUAUGUUGAGGUGUUUCAACAGCAAGCCAUGGCCUGUAGUGGAGUGGACUGCUGUUGA